Cricetulus griseus (Chinese hamster) is the source of this 1180-nucleotide messenger RNA. Lineage: Eukaryota; Metazoa; Chordata; Mammalia; Rodentia; Cricetidae. The record is from RefSeq and is a predicted model, not a curated record.
CCGGGGACGCUGCCGUCCUGACGCACGUGAGCGCCCGCCUUCCGCCUGGCGAGCCUGGCCCCUGGCCCCGCCCUAGCCCCGUGUCCCGAGCAUGCGCAGCGGCUCUUUUGCGCUUCCGGCCGGCGCUACGUAGGGGCGUGCGUCAAGAUGGCUGCCUCCUGGGCUCACACGCUGCUGAGGCUGCUCCCCGGCCUCUGGCGAAGUUCCCCGGGAGCCCAGGUUCCCCUCCGGGCUCUUUGCACCAAAGGCCCUGAAGAAGGUUCCCUGUCCUCCCUCCCCAUUUCUCCCUAUGAGAAUGAACCUUGGAAAUAUCUGGAUUCAGAAGAAUACCAGAACCGCUAUGGCUCUCGCCCUGUUUGGGCUGACUACCGCCGCAACCACAAAGGUGGUAUACCACCGCAGCGGACCCGGAAGACGUGUAUUCGUAAAAAUAAAGUGGCUGGGAACCCUUGCCCCAUCUGCCGGGAUCACAAGUUGCAUGUUGACUUUAGGAAUGUGAAACUCUUGGAACAGUUUGUUUGCGCCCACACGGGUAUCAUCUUCCACGCCCCCUACACAGGAGUCUGUAUGAAGCAGCACAAGAAGCUGACCCAGGCCAUCCAGAAAGCCAGGGAGUAUGGUCUCCUCAGGUACUACGUUCCCCAGUUCGAGCCCCGAGACACUGACCUCAGUACUGCCCAUGGAGCUGUCAGUGUCACUCCGCCGGCCCCCACGUUGUUGUCAGGAGAACCUUGGUACCCAUGGUACAGCUGGCAGCAACCACCAGAGAGAGAACUGUCCCGCCUUCGCCGGCUCUAUCAAGGAAAUCUCCUAGAAGAAAGCGGCCCCCCACCCGAGUCGAUGAUGCCCGAGAUGCCCACCGCUCCACCAGCAGAAACCGCCACUGAGCAGAUGGGCUCCCAGAGUGCUUAGGACCUGUGAACUGGGGAAGCAGUCAGGGGUUAAGGGAAUGGAGUCUAAGGUUCUGAAACGGGCCUGUUUUGGGGACAGUGGCAGGCAGCCCCUAAGGGAAUGACUGACCGCUGAGGAGGACGGACAUGAGGUUGGGGAGAGGUCUGGAGGCACAUGGGAAACUGACCGUGGAGAGGGGUUCAGAUGUGACCGGGAGACUUGACUGUGGUGUGUGCACUGGAUCCCUGUCGCCCAGCUUUCCUACAAUAAAGCCGUGUCCGUCCGCGUG